AUGAAAACAUACCUACCCAAUAUGGUCCAAGCUAUAACAGUUCUCACUGUUCUCAAGAUGCUCACCAAUGCCCAAACCACUUGUAAUCAGGGCUUGGGGAGAGUAAUGUACGAGCGAUUGCCAGAUCAACAACUUCAAGGAUUCGAUGACGAUGUUGUACGCGACACUGCACCACCUUUUCGAGUUCUUGAACAAUGUCAAGAAUUAUGCCUAAGGGAUAGAACAGCAACCAACAACCUGGUUCGUGCUUGCACCUCCUUCGACUUCCAGCCCGGUAGCCGUAUCGCUUCUUUCAGCGGUACCGUGGAGUAUGAGGAAUCCACCUGCUACCUCACGAGGGAACAAGCCCAUCCUGAAGGAAUUGGCAACCUUGUCCUGGUGCCCAACAGCGUUCACUACACAGAAGUUUGCCUAUCCUCCAGCAGAAUUGAAAGAGAAUGCCCCAGCCGGCACUACGUUUUCGAACGACACACGAGGAAAAAACUCAAAUUAGCAGUAUCGGAUAUUAAAGAAGUGAUCGCCGCAAACAGGACAGAUUGUGAAGACAGGUGCUUGAACGAGUUCAGUUUCGUAUGCCGAUCCGUUACUUACGAUGCCACUGCGAGAACGUGCUGGCUAAGCAGAUUCACCAGAAGGUCGCAUCCUCAACUCCUCGAAGAUGAUCCAAACUCGGACUAUCUUGAAAACACCUGCCUCAACGCUGAAAGACGUUGUGAUGGACCAAUAAUCUUCGUCAAGGAGGAAAACAAGAGACUUGGUGGACCCUUCGAAGUUGACAUUUACACGAACUUGUCGCUCAUCGAAUGUCAAGCGCAAUGUUUGAGAGCGGAAAAGUAUUUCUGUCGAUCAAUUGAAUAUGACGAACAAAUUCGACGUUGCAUUGUGUUCGAGGAAGAUUCCCUGUCACAAAAAGAUGACCUGAGAAUAAGCAGCAGUCCAACGCACGAUCUGUACGACCUGGUCUGUCUGGAUAGCCCAAAGGGAAGUGAAUUUGCAGACAAUUCAGGAACAUCGCACCUUUUCGCCGAUGGGAGACGGCCAGAUACAGCUUUUCAAAGAUAUAGGAACAGCAGGCUCGGCGGUGAAUUCCAUUCUGAAAUCACUGGAAGAUCACUGAGUGAAUGCCUUGACGAAUGCUUACGCCAAGCGAGUUUUCAAUGCCGAUCAGCGGUUUACAGUGACAGAUUCAGAAUCUGCCGCCUUAGCAGGUUCAAUCAAAGGGAUGGUCACCGUAUCAUAUAUGAUGCUGAUUAUGACUAUUAUGAAAAUUUAAUGAAUUACUAUUUAGAAGGAGAAAUACCUGGCUCAAACCCUCAGCAUAGACCAGAUCCCCUGGGUCAAGACACUUCAUAUCCUGGACAAAGUAGACCACCGCAACACCUUGGUGGUGGACAGUAUGGAAGUGGUGGAUUGGGUGGAGGAUACUAUGGUGGUAGUCAUUUUCCAAUAGGAGCAGAACCUCCAGCAUACUGGGGCUUGCCUCCAGCACAACCACCACCAGAUCAACCACCAUUUGGUGGAUUUGGAAGCAAUAGUAUAAUUGGGGGUCCUGGAGGUCCUGGAGGCCCUGGGGGUCCAGGAGGUUAUUUAAGUCCCCAUAUUCCACCAGGCGAACCAGGAAAACCUUUUAUAUCUCGUUGUGAUGAAGCUGAUGGUUUUAAGCAAGUUGGUGUACGACUCAGGGCAAGAAGGCAAUUUAUAAGAAGAUUCCUUUCAGUAGCAUCACUAAGCAUUUGUGAGAAAGCUUGUUUAGAAACUCGUGAAUUUGUUUGCAGAUCUUUCAACUUCAGAGCAACACCCCCAGCAGCACCCUUUGCUCCACAAAAAGAAAAUUGUGAAUUAAGUGACCAUGAUACUCGGGACUUGAAUCUCAAUAAUCCUUCAUUUUUUGAAACAACUGCAGAUUUUGACUUCUAUGAACGCUCAGGUGGAAGAUCUGGUUUAGGAGAGUGUUUAGAUGUCAACCAGGUAUGCAGUGAAGAUGGAAUGGAGUUCACUUUAAGAACACCUGAGCCAUUCAUAGGAAGAAUUUAUACUCAUGGUUAUUAUGAUAGAUGUUUUUAUCGGGGAAAUGGAGGAACUGCAAAUGUAUUAAGAAUUAGCGGAGCACAAGGAUAUCCAGAUUGUGGAACACAGAGAUAUGGUGAUGUAAUGACAAAUAUUGUGGUGGUUCAAUUCAGUGAUUCUGUCCAAACUGGCAGAGACAAACGUUAUAAUCUAACCUGUCUUCUUCGGGGACCAGGUGAAGCCGUAGUAACAUCUAGUUAUAUGACUGCUAAUUCUGGAAGCCCAAUACCUAUUGAAUAUUUACCAGCAGAAAAUUCCUUGAGUUCAAGAGUUAGGCUUCUUAUUUUAUUUCAAGGAAGACCAACAAACACAAUAGCUGUUGGAGAUCCAUUAACUUUCAGAUUAGAAGCACAGGAUGGGUAUAAUUAUGCUACAGAUAUAUUUGCAACAAAUGUAAUUGCUAGAGACCCUUACUCUGGACGUUCUGUUCAACUGAUUGACCGUUUCGGAUGCCCAGUGGAUAACUAUGUUUUCCCAGGAUUGGAUAGAUCGCGAGAAGGAGAUGGACUGGAAGCACGUUUUAAUGCAUUUAAAAUUCCAGAAUCCAAUUUUCUUGUUUUUGAAGCCACAGUUCGAACUUGUAGAGAAGGAUGCCAACCUGCAUAUUGUACUGGAAAUUCAGGAAAAAGUGAACCUUCUCUGGGAAGAAAAAAGAGAGAAACAUCUGGAAAUCAAGAUUACACCAACGAAAUUGCAACAAUUAACAAUUCAACAGACAAUGAAGAACAUGUAAGAGAAAUGAUUAAAGUAUUUGAAUCAAGAUAUGAAAUGCCUCAACAACAAAGGUUAGACGUCAUUGACAGAAGUGUAUGCCUAACUGGUAAAGAAUAUUACACUUUAAUUUCAGCAAUGGCUAUGGUGUUUAUAUUAUUAAUUAUUGUUAUUGUUUAUGGAGCUAUCAAUUAUAGGCAAAACUGGAGAAUAAUAAAAAAGAACCUAGUGACUGACCAUGCAUCACACAAUUUUGGAAAAGAAAAUAGACAGAAUGUAUUUUCAGUUCUGAUGCCAACUCUAAAUAAGUCAUUUUUAAAUGGAAGGACUUCAAGAUGUAUGCUUGACACAACUGGAAAACAUGGUAUGAGUGGUAUUCCAGGUAGGAGACAUUUUGAAGAUCCAAGUGAGCCGAUAUAUACAGAUCCAUCCCUUUUUGAAAGAUCCCGAAGUUUAAGAAGUAUUGCUGUUGUACAGGAAGAACAUAAUGUUUCUAAAGAUACAUAAGGCCUUAAACUAUUGAUUGUGUUGGACAUUGGUUCCUGAAUGAGAAAUUUUAUAUUCUUUUCUAUUGAAUGUUACAAAUGUUUAUGUUUCAAGUGUUGGAAUCUAUAAUUUAGCCUUCCAAAAAUUGGAAAAAUUGUUUAUUUUUUGUAUAUUUUUUAACUAGAAACAAAUAAAUAAUAACUAAUGAGAAUUAUAAAAAUACUGAACUAUUUUUGAGAAUUGAGAAAUAGAUUUUGAACUAUUUGAAUGUUGAACUAGAAGUGAGUGUUCAUUGAUUGUUUUUUUCCAAACAAUCUAUAGAUACUGAUUUCUAAUAUAACUCAGAAUAAAUAUCUACCAGAUUGUUUUAUAAAUAUUUGCUGAACAAUAGAGAAACUAGAGGAAGAAAAAAGAGAGAGAGUGAGGGGGAGGGAGGAGUAUUACUAUAAUAUAUAAAGAAGUUUUGAUAAUUUUGAAAUUAUGUACCAUAUAAAUCUUUAAUAUCAGAUUUAAUCGUAAAACUGACAGAUAUCUUACAUAAUAUAUCUCAUCUAUAUGCUUAUAAUUAUAGUCACCCUACUGAUUUAAAGGUAGAAAAUCUGGUUGUGUUUUUCUGGGUUUGAUUUGUUUGAGGUUCUUUAAAUUAAACUUAUUAUCAUUAUUUGUUUGUAUUAUUAGCAAUCCAUUUCACAGUUUAAGUUAUAUUGUAAAAUUUAAAAUAUGUAGUUUU
This is a messenger RNA of Nezara viridula (southern green stink bug), 3994 nucleotides long. Lineage: Eukaryota; Metazoa; Arthropoda; Insecta; Hemiptera; Pentatomidae. The record is from the annotation of a GenBank genome assembly.